AUGAAGCGCAAAGCCGAGCACCGGCUCAGCUCGAGCAGCAGCUCCGAGCGCUCGUCCUCGCCAUCAUGCGCCGACAACCCGGGCACGACCGUCGCCAACAAUGCCGCCUCCUCGAAGCCCGUCAGUCGCCGCGGGCACUCCAAGUCGCGCCUGGGAUGCCUCAACUGCAAGCGGCGCCGGGUCAAGUGCAACGAGCAACGGCCGGCCUGCUCGCCCUGUCGACGACUCGGCCUGCUGUGCGACUACGCCACCGCGCCGGGAACGAUCCAAGCGGCCCCGUCUCCCCUCUGCUUGGAGGAUCUCCGAUUCUACUACCAGUUCCUCAAUACGGCGUUCCCCUCACUGCCGCUGCGCGCGGAGCACACGUGGAAAAAAUGCGCCGCCAUGUCGCACCAAUCGGAAUGUCUUGCGCACGCCGCCCUCGGUCUGGGCGCACUGCAUCUCACAAAGCAUGGCAACGUAGACUACUCGUCGCAGGCCCUCACCCACCGCGUAUCGGCCCUCAAGAUGGUCCAUGAGCAGUUUGCCAAGCCACCAAAUGACCAAGACAAUGCAGACUCUCUAUUCGCCGCACUCAUCUGCCUGGCCGCCCAGACUACGCUGCUACCCGACGGCAUCGCAGAAUACAUGACCAUAACGAGAGCCGGCGCGCUGGUCUGGGCCUUUGUCAUCCCCGCACACGGUUCCUCGGUCUUCAAGUCUUUCACCAACGAGAGUCACACCGAGAAUCUGUCCAAAAUCGUGAGCGAGGAGCCCAAGGACUUUGACCUAGUCGACGAGUUUCUCGGGUCCGUCAACAAAGUCAAGGAGCUUUGUACAGGCGCUCGAGAGCUUUAUUAUUGCCAGCGGGUGGUUGAUGCCAUCCAAGGCUUACGUGUAUCCUCGCUCCAGGCCUGGCUGGGGCAUGCAGACCUGUGGCGAGCCCACUGCUACUUCACAAACGACGACUUCCAGGCUUUCAUUGAUCCAGAGAACCAUCCGGCGAGGCUGCUCAUCUCUCACAUGUUUAUGGCCGACUAUCUUCUCGGACAGUUCUGUCUCAGUAACUCGGAGCAGUUCAAAUUCACUGCGCGACGAGAAGUCAUCAUCUCCUGGGUCAGAAAUACAGUUCGCCAGCUGCCAGACGCAAUCAAACCGUAUGGAGAAUGGCUGAACGGCUAUUGCGAUGUUGUCGAGCAGAGCGAUGGGCGCUAUCUGCUCACACCUUGA
Molecule: messenger RNA, 1209 nt
Organism: Akanthomyces muscarius
Lineage: Eukaryota; Fungi; Ascomycota; Sordariomycetes; Hypocreales; Cordycipitaceae
Exons: 2
Coding region: 1-1209 (402 amino acids)
Biological process (GO): regulation of transcription by RNA polymerase II
Molecular function (GO): DNA-binding transcription factor activity, RNA polymerase II-specific; zinc ion binding
Source: RefSeq, a predicted model, not a curated record